This is a messenger RNA of Rhodamnia argentea, 3178 nucleotides long. Its product is annotated as wall-associated receptor kinase-like 9. Gene Ontology annotation, cellular component: plasma membrane. The record is from RefSeq and is a predicted model, not a curated record. The transcript is spliced from 3 exons. The coding region runs from base 1175 to 3178 and encodes 667 amino acids. Gene Ontology annotation, molecular function: ATP binding; protein serine/threonine kinase activity. Lineage: Eukaryota; Viridiplantae; Streptophyta; Magnoliopsida; Myrtales; Myrtaceae. Gene Ontology annotation, biological process: protein phosphorylation; cell surface receptor signaling pathway.
UACAGCGCGUGCUUCUUGAUUGCAAAUUUCUCUACCCCUCAAUCUAUUCAGAACAGAGACGCUGCUUGUGCAUCAGGCAACAUCAAUUUCACAAGAGUAGUGAAGUUGCGUUCAAUGAGAACUUCAUUAUGGCUUCUUGUCAUAACCAUGUAAUCCAAUUUCUUUGGCACACAUGAAACACAUCAUAUUGGCUUCUGGCUGAUGUCUUGGUGACCAAGAACUCUUGUUGCUCAAUUUGACAUAAAAUAGUCUCUCGUUCAAUGCAUCUGCGACAUCCAAGCUGGUUACAAGGCAACAACACUCACCCUCGGACCAGCGUGAUGUUUGAUGAGGAUGGAAACAUCAUUGGUCUUGAUUUGAGCAAGGAAUCAACCCCUUGCAGUACCAACAGUUCGUCAAGCCUUUCUAACUGGAGCAUCUUCCUAGGCUAAACUUGGCUUUCAUCGUCCACCAUACUUGGUAUUCCUAUCUACCCAGCAGCAUGUGAAUUCCAAUUCCAGGCCGUUGAGGAUGGAGCUGGAUUUGCUGGUGAUGAAGCAGGCAAGCAGGAGUGCUGUGUUUAUUUAUCUGGCGACAACGUGAUGUGUGGGAGGCAUUGGAUGGACACGUUUUUACCAGCACAUUUUGCACUAGUCGACGAGGACCGCAUUUGGGGGCCGCCAACACUUGCAGCUAGCAAGGGAAAUAGGAACUAUCCGAAAGAGAGGUGAGAUGGGAGGUCAGAUAUCGAGUUGCACUUCUGGGGUAGAAAUACCUAAAGAGAAGAGUCAAAAGCAAUGAAAAAUGCCACAUGGUUCUUUGCCUCUUUUGGCGCAAACCAAGCAUGUGCACAUGUCAUAGCACUUAUAAAAUUCGAGGUGCCCCAAGAUCUUGCAGGAUCAGUGGAAUUGCCUUGCAGGUGACUUUUUUGUCUGCCAGUCAACCAUCCUGGUUGUUGAUGAGGGUGGAGGGAUCUCAAACUCGAGAUGUCCAUGGAAGACAUAGAAGGCUUGAUAAAACACUCAUAACAUGAGUCAUGCAUGAUGUCUCGAAGGCGGCUUUCUAUGGCCAGUUAACCACGGCAAGUUUGCACUUGCAUUCUUGACUUCGCUGCUCACAUCAACAGGUUGGUUGGUUCUUUGCACAAAAAUCACAACAUACGGUUGUGCCGAAUUUCAGUUAUUCCAAAACCAUCAUGGAUGUGUCCCCGCUGUCAAUGUUAACACCAAUCCUGUUACUCUUGCCUCUGUGUCAUCACAUAUGCCACUGUCAACAACCAUAUGUUGGUGGAGAGCAGGUCGACUGCUCGUCCCCAUCAUCUAAGCUGAAAGGUUACCUCUGCAGUAGCCCUCAAGCAUGCCAGUCCUUCGUGACAUUUCGGUCUACCUCGCCAUUCAACUCACCGCUCACCAUUGCUUCGCUCCUCGGUUCAGAUGCCCUGGCCAUAGCCACCGUCAGUAACAUCAGAUCCGCCACGGAAAAGAUACCCGAUGGUAACCUGGUCAUAGUUCCAGUGUCCUGCUUUUGCUCAGGAAGUAUUUACCAGCAUCAGGCCUCUUACACUGUGGCCAAGUCCGAGACAUAUUUCACCAUAGCUAACAAUAUAUUCCAAGGCCUGUCCACUUGCAGCGCUCUACUUGAUCAGAACUAUUAUGCGGAAGAUGAUCUUGUUGCGGGUGCACAGCUGCUAGUUCCCCUGAGAUGCACGUGCCCUAGUUCUAAUCAGACAGUCAAUGGAGUUAAAUCCUUGCUUACAUACAUGGUGACAGCAGGUGAUUCCGUAUAUUCAAUUGCAAAAAGAUAUGGCGCGACUCUACAAAGUGUCCAGGAGGCAAAUAUGAUGACAGACCCCUCUAUAAUAUACACUUCUACUCCCAUCCUCGUUCCCCUCAAUUGUGCAAAGAAUUCCAAGAGCUCCUUCUGUUAUUGUCCCAAUGGAUAUGCCGAAGGCAAGCGUGGAAAUGGCCUAAAUUGCAUGCCCAACCGGAAAAAGUUUCCUUUCAAGCUGGUUCUCAUGAUAGGUGCCGGCAUAGGUGUGGGAUUCUUGUGUCUUUCGCUUUUCAGCUAUUGGCUAUACAGAUAUCUAAGAAAUCGAAGGGACAGAAUUGUCAAGGAGAAACUGUUCGAGCAAAAUGGUGGUUUGCUUUUGCAACAGAAGUUUUCACCUCAUGGAAGAGAUGGAAGAGCGGCAAUAUUCUCUGAAGAAGAUAUGAGACGAGCAACAGAUAACUACAGCCAGAGCCGGUUUCUUGGUCAAGGAGGGUUCGGCACAGUUUACAAAGGAAUGCUAUCAGAUGGUACCAUAGUUGCCGUAAAGAAGUCGAAGACCAUCGAUAGAGGCCAAAUUGAGCAGUUUAUUAAUGAAGUGGUUGUCCUAUCGCAGGUUAGUCAUCGGAACAUUGUAAAAUUGAUAGGAUGUUGCUUGGAGACUAAGCUUCCUUUACUAGUGUAUGAGUUCAUCCCCAAUGGCACUCUGUCCCAGCAUAUUCAUCAGCAGGACAAAGAUUGUUCUCUUUCAUGGGAAGAUCGGUAUCGAAUAGCAUGUGAAGUUGCUGGAGCCAUAGCAUACAUGCAUUCUGCAGCUUCAAUUCCCAUUUAUCACCGUGACAUAAAACCUUCGAACAUUCUGUUAGAUGACAAUUAUACUGCUAAAGUCUCUGAUUUUGGUACCUCAAGGCCAGUUCCUUCUGACAAAACUCACCUGACGACGGCCGUGCAAGGUACCUUCGGAUACUUGGAUCCAGAAUACUUCCAAUCUAGUCAGUUCACAGAUAAAAGCGACGUGUACAGUUUUGGGGUAGUGCUGGUGGAGUUACUUACGGGGCGGAAGCCGACAUCUUUCUCAGGAGACGACGAAGGGAGACAUCUAAUUGCAAGCUUUGUCAUGCUAAUGAAGGAAAACGGUUUGUCACAGAUCCUAGAUCCUGUUGUGGCUAAUGAAGCAGAGGCGGGGGAUGUUCUAGCAGUGGCAAUGCUUGCCAUGAGGUGUUUGAGAUUAAAUGGGAGAAAGAGACCUACCAUGAGAGAGGUUGCCGUGAAGCUAGGAGGACUAAGGAAAUCUCAAAGUUUCUCUCAGACCAGCCAAAGUCCUUUCUUAUUUGAAGAUGGACUAGCCGGUGAUGCCGAUGAAGAAUCAUCGAUACCCAACACAUCCAUGUCAGUUGAAAUGGAAUCACUUUCUGUAUCGACCGCGAGCUAG